AGAGAGAGAGACAGAGAGACAGAGAGACAGGAGAAGAGAGAGUGAGAGCGAGAGAGCCACUCAACACUCAAGGACAGCGGGAAAAGCAGCCCGCCCCGGCUUACCCCGUCCGAUUGUCUGUCCGCACUGGAGCAUGGCAGCUGUAGGCCUGGAGUCUUUGGGGGAGGUUUGCAAGCCUGUCUCCACUAGGCCCAGCCCCUUCUCGAUCCUGGACAUUUUAAACACACACACACACACACACACACACACACACACACACACACCCCACCCCCUUGAGAAACCAGGGAACCGAGGUCAAGGGGAGGAGGGGCGUGGAGGCUGAGGAGAGUGGGGCUGAAGGGUAGAAAUUUACCGGGAAAUGAUUGCAUUUGGGAGCUGUCUUUUUUGUGAUGGUCCCCAUGGUGACAAUUUGUGACGGCAAAGAAUGUGGGAACGGGGCGCCGCCGCCUGAUUGGGAUGCUUUGUAUCUGGAGAGGCGCUCCUGAUUGGCCUGAGGGGCCCCCCAGCUCCGGGGAGUUGUCCUCCAUUCAGCCCACUCAAGGGUUGCACAACUGCUUCCAGCCGGACGGAGCUCGGCCGGCUGCGCCGGGGCCUGUCCCAGGUCUGCAGUGGGGAACCUGCCGGGCCACGUUGGUGGGGCCCGGGCCGCACCUUUGGUCAGCUCGGUGUCCUUCCUUGGAGCUGCCAGCCACCAGCAGAGCCUAUCCUCUUCAUGGAAAGCCUCGUGCAGUGGCCCCCUGGUGAUGGCAUCCGACAGUGAUGUGAAGAUGCUGCUGAACUUCGUGAACCUGGCAUCCAGCGACAUCAAGGCAGCCCUGGAUAAGUCCGCACCCUGCCGCCGCUCCGUGGACCAUCGCAAGUACCUGCAGAAGCAGCUCAAGCGCUUCUCCCAGAAGUAUUCCCGGCUCCCGCGGGGCCUUCCUGGCAGAGGUGCUGAGCCCUACCUGAAAAGGGGGUCUGAGGACCGGCCCAGGAGGCUGCUCCUGGAUUUGGGCCCUGAUUCCAGCCCCGGCGGGGGUGGGGGCUGCAAGGAGAAGGUGCUGAGGAACCCCUACAGGGAGGAAUGUCUUGCUAAGGAGCAGCUCCCACAGAGGCAGCAUCCAGAAGCUGCCCAGCCUGGCCAGGUGCCCAUGAGGAAAAGACAGCUGCCCGCUUCCUUCUGGGAAGAGCCAAGGCCCACCCACAGCUACCAUGUGGGGCUGGAGGGGGGACUGGGCCCCAGGGAGGGACCUCCCUAUGAGGGUAAGAAAAAUUGCAAGGGCUUGGAGCCCCUGGGACCUGAGACUACCCUGGUGCCCAUGUCUCCAAGGGCCCUGGCUGAAAAGGAGCCGCUCAAGAUGCCUGGGGUCUCCUUGGUGGGCCGCGUCAAUGCCUGGAGUUGCUGCCCCUUCCAGUACCAUGGACAGCCCAUCUAUCCAGGCCCCCUGGGGGCACUGCCUCAGAGUCCUGUCCCCAGCCUCGGCCUUUGGAGGAAGAGCCCUGCCUUUCCCGGGGAGCUGGCGCACCUCUGCAAGGAUGUGGACGGCCUGGGGCAGAAGGUGUGCAGGCCCGUGGUGCUGAAACCCAUCCCCACCAAGCCGGCCGUGCCCCCACCCAUCUUCAAUGUCUUUGGCUACCUCUAGCCAUGCGGAGAGGGCCUCAGCCCCCACCUCUGGCCUGCAGGAGUGUCGAGGUCCCCGAGGCGCUCUCCUGUGAGGAGGUGGCUGGGCCACAGUGUGGCCUCUUCCGUUUGUGUGCGCAUGGGAGUGGAGGGCAGGAUUGGGGCAGGGCUCCUCAGGCAGUGACCCUUCAGCCUUGCAGCCUUGGAAGCUGGGAGGCUGGACCUGGCUGGCCCCUCCCCAAGCAGGCCAGGGCCCAGCAGCUUGUCCCGCUGUCCCUGUGCAGACCAUAGGUACCGGGAUGUUGCCCUUCCUUGCCUUGCAGUCACCCCAGAAGCCAGAGUGACGCAUCUGUUCACCUGCCACCCACUCUGCGAGCCAAUCUCAGUUGUUGUUCUUGUUCUUCUUGUUCUUUGUAAAUAUUGAGAAAGUUAAAAGAAUAAAGACAUUUCUUUUGGAGUUUCCAUA
Molecule: messenger RNA, 2066 nt
Organism: Gorilla gorilla gorilla (western lowland gorilla)
Lineage: Eukaryota; Metazoa; Chordata; Mammalia; Primates; Hominidae
Gene: FAM181A
Product: family with sequence similarity 181 member A
Exons: 2
Coding region: 744-1622 (292 amino acids)
Source: RefSeq, a predicted model, not a curated record